GUACAGCCCACAAGUCCUUCAGGAAACAAAAAAGAAAAGGGUGACAAAUGUAAUUUGGAUUCCCAUCUUUCUUCCUAGGUGCUUCAGUUUUCAUGAACCAAAAAGAAAUCCCAAUUCUCCUCUUCGUUCUUUUAUCCACCACAACUCCUGCGCACGAUAGCCAACACAAAGAUAUUGAGAAAACCAGUUGAUUAAUGGCUUCUUCAUCUUCAUCACGACCGAAGCAACCAUAUGAUCUAGACAUAACAGUAAUCUCAGCAAAGCAUCUCAAGAAUGUAAACUGGAGACACGGAGAUUUAAAGCCCUAUGUUAUCUUCUGGCUUGAUCCAGAUCGUCGAAUCUGUACUCAACCAGAUGAUUCAGGGUCAACUCGUCCUGUUUGGAAUGAAACAUUUACUUUAUCAGUAAAUCAAUCUCUUCAUGAUUCGCUACUAACUCUUGAAAUCUUUCAUUCCAAACCUUCUGAAACACCUAAACCAUUAGUCGGAACCCUAAGAUUCCCACUCAAAGAUCUCGUCGAAUCGGAAUCGGAAUUUUCAAACUCAGUCACUUCUGUCAUCAAAACACUGGAACUUCGUCGUCCUUCUGGUCGUCCUCAAGGUAAGAUCCGGAUUAAGCUUUCUCUUCGUGCACGACCGCUACCUCCAGCACCACCACAACCGCAGCCACAACCAGAUUACCAUAUUACCCCUCCGUCAAGCUAUUAUUACUCUUCUGCCCCUCCACCACCACUUCCUAGAGAUUACACUAGAGAAUACUCUCCUUCUCCAUACACUGCAAGUCCGAUUCCUCAACCAGCACCUACACCUCCCCCACCUGCUCCAUACACUUACGGCGGUGUUGUUGUAGGUGGUUCAACAGUAGACCCAUACAGGUAUUAUUAUACAGGUUAUCAUCCACCACCACCACUUCCACCAAGACCUUUCUUUGAUAGGGCUUCUAGUUAUGGAGGACCACCAUCUGCACCAGUUGAUUAUUCAUCGGCUCCAUUGUAUGAUCAGAAGCAGAGAGGAGGGGGCAGUAAAAUGGGAUUGGGUACUGGUUUAGCUGUUGGUGCAGUAGCUGGGGUUUUAGGUGGUCUUGCAUUAGAGGAAGGUUUGAAAUAUGAAGAAGAGAAAAUUGCUAAUAGGGUUGAGAAUGACAUUGCUGCUAGAGAUGAUUACAGUGAUUAUCGAAGUGAUUACUGAACUGGGGUAAUUUAUUUUUCCUUUCUUUAGUAAGAUGGUUUGGAUUUCGUAAAAUGGUUAAUCUUGUUAUGAUGUUUACUUGAUAUAUAUAUGUGUAUAUGACUUGUGGUAUUUCAUUCCCAAUUCUCUGUCGUUUGUUACUGAUAUUAAGUUGAAAAUGGAUGUGGGGAUUUAGAGUUCAUCGAACCAAAAUCCUUCUAAUUAUUGUAAAUUUCGCUGCUUUGCUUUCAAAUAAUGAAUGAGAAGGUUCCAGACAUCCA
Molecule: messenger RNA, 1447 nt
Organism: Papaver somniferum (opium poppy)
Lineage: Eukaryota; Viridiplantae; Streptophyta; Magnoliopsida; Ranunculales; Papaveraceae
Product: formin-1-like
Exons: 1
Coding region: 195-1187 (330 amino acids)
Biological process (GO): defense response
Source: RefSeq, a predicted model, not a curated record